UCAACUUCCUAUGCUCUAAUGAGUUUAUAAUUUCGUUUUCUAAAUGUUCUCGCUUAUCAACUGUGCAAUACACUUGGAUUCAGUUUACAUCCCUGUUGUUUACAUGUUUAUAUAAUAUCUAGUUAUGCGCAAUGGAUGAACCGGGCGAAUUAAACGUGUUGGAAGAGCUUAAGAACAAACUGGACAGCGAACUUGAUACCUGCCAGCGGUACCAGAUCUUGCAGUUAAUGAAGCGACAUCUUGGUCCUGUGUAUGGGGAAUUCCUAGCGAGGGAGGACGAUUGGAGUCCCAGCGAAUUACUCGACUACUUAGAAAACAAUAUGCUGGAAUCACAGGCUCUUACAAUACUUUCACACAUCUUCAGUGAAAUGCGACUUCACAAUACAACGACAUAUGAGCCGUUUAUAGACUAUAUUAAUAAAUACUUUGAGGCUAAAGGAUGUUUUUAUCAUGACGAUUUAAUCGGGCGAAAGAAGGAAUUGGAAGAUAUUAAAAUGGAAAUUGGGACACGAAAAGGAGUCUGGGUGUAUGGGCAAGGUGGCCUCGGUAAAACGACGCUUGUAAAUGAAGUUUGCACGAGGAUGAAGAAUGUGAAAAAAACACUUGUCAAAAAAGUGAACCUAAAACAAACACAGUUUCUAAGCACUAUGAUGAAAUUGAUCAUCAAGCAGUUUAAUGCAUCGUUCAAUGAAGAUGUCGAGGAAGAUCUUAGCAUUGAAACCGUCACAGUCUGUCUUAAAGAGACGCUUAAUAAAGAAGGAAGAGACCUUCUGCUGUUUUUGGACAAUGUUGAGAACGUAUACGAAAGAGAAAAAGAGUUUCCGGCAACUAUAAAUUCUCUUCUGCGCAUCCAUAAAAACGUCAAAUGGAUUAUGACAUCCCGGCUGCCGUUUGAAAGUUCGGAAGAAGAUUUGUGUCACUAUAACCUUGGACCAUUGUCAUCCAUGGACGCACAAACUCUUUUGAGGCUAUACUGUAGGCCUGUACGUUUCCUGUGUAGAUUACGGCGAAGAACGUAAACAAAAACUUCAACAGCAGAUAAACGCGUUAAAGAAAGUUCAUGAGUGCAUUUUGAAUAAAGGUCCGUUAUCAGAAAAGCAUAAGCCGAAUUUCCUGAGAAUGUACCGACGUAUUGCAAAUAAUGUGCUCACAGAGAAAUCGGCAAUAGAAGAUUUUUGCAAUAGGUACGAAUCCAACAGACAUCUCUACUCAGAUUCGGAUUCAGACACUUCGGAAUCUGACAGUCAAUAUGAUUCGUCGUCCAACAAUUCAAAUGCAGACAGUGGAACAGAAGAGCCAAUGAAUAUCAAUAUGGCUCUGCUUUGCAUGCCACCAGCAAGUGGUUCUCGUAAAAGAUCACAUGAAGACUCUGAUUCCGAGUCGGUUGACAGUCCACGUCGAUCCUAGAUCUGUGAAGAACGUUAAGUGGGCGUUUUAACUAUACAGGACGUUUAAAUGAUACUUUUGAUCACAGCAUCCACGUUGAUCCUAUAUAUGCGCAGAACUUUUAGUGGACGUUUUAUAAAUACUGUCUCAGUGUUAGUAAAUUGAAAAUGACAAAAAAACAGGAUGCUGUGCGGUUUCGGCUGAAGGAAAAACAACUGUUCCUCUAUGAUGAUUUACUUCAUACAAUUGACGUGUGUUUCGUCAAAUGUCAAAGAAAAAUCAUAAGCAAAAACAUGUAUUACCGAUAUAUGAUUUUAAUUACAUUCGAAAUUUAAUAGACUGCGUGGAAUAGUGGUAGCGUGUUACCUUUUGCUUCUAGAGGCUUCGGAUGUGAUACCAAGGACAGGCUCAUAUGUUUUUUGUAUGUGUUUGUUUUAUAAUUAUUUUCAACUAUUCCAAAUAAUUGAAGUUGGUGAUUAAAUUAAUGUUAUUAAAUGUUUACAUAUUCAUUCGCAAUAAUUUUUAUUGCUGACGAUGAAACUUUAAAGAACGUGUUGUUAAUUAUAAUUGUAAAUUAAAAAUUUAGUAUUUAUGGUUUAAUAGUUGUAUUUAUAUUCAUUUAUAUAUUGAAUAUUAUCCUGUUUUUUUAUUGUUUCAUCUUUAUUCUGCAAUAAUAAAGUUUGAAAUUUUGCAAAAUCAAGUAAACUUUGGAUUAAAACAACAUGUGUGGAGUAUAAUUAUACCAUCGAAUAAAUCGACCGUCGCAACCUGUUGCCAUUCAGUCGAUCUAAAAAAGACUUGAUUUAGAUCGUUGUCCCCUCGUCCCCUCGUGACACGCGAACGAUAUAUUGUCGACGAUAUAUGUAUUGUCAUGUGAUCAUAUUGUAACACAUGUAAACCUUAGUGGGUGGGGUAAUAUUUAUUGACUAUUUGAUAUUUAACCUAUGUUUCGAAUGCUGUCUGCAGUUAAGCUAUAGUAUUGUAUGAGACUCUAAUGAUAACAGACGAUUGUUGGAGUUUAAAUCCAGAUUCUUGUAAAGUUAUUGUACACAUGUUCACUUAGUGUUAUUUAACCCUAGGUGGCGUUGUAGCUGAGAAUGACGUCACUAUUACGUAAACAAUCUGCUGUAAACUGUUUUUAUACUGCAUCAAUUUUUAUUGUUUUAAAAUACUAUUUGCAUUUAAAAUAGCAAAUAUGCAGGUAAUUUAUGUAGUAGUAUAUAUUAUAUUGUUAAUACAUAUUGAAAUGUUAUAUUUUUCAUUAAACAAUCCAAAGUUAUUGGUGAUUCUGUCAGUCUUCUGCUGUUCACGUUAUGACAUUCUAAUACUUAGCAGAAUUCUGCGGUAACAUAAUAUCUGAGAGUAUAAAAGGCCGUGAGUUCUGAGUUUGAAUCACUCUAACCAGAACGGUUGGGUCGGUAGGUGAUAACACAAGAAUAUGAGAAUAAAAGAAAGACAAAGGCUUUGAAAGUUGAUGGUUUGUAAUUGACAACCUCAUAAGAAAAAGAAAUAUAAACAUACAAAUAUAACAGAAAAACUUGCAGGAUUUUAACAGAAAACUUGCAGAAUUUUAACAGAAAACUCACAGAAUUUUAACAGAAAACUUGCAGAAUUUUAACAUAAUUAUUAACUUAUAACACUUACUUUUCUCAUGUAAUGUUAUCAUUGACAUAAAUGUAUUAUGUUCAUAAAUGUGUGAUAUGAUGAAAAUAAUAAAUGAUACG
Messenger RNA from Dreissena polymorpha, 3110 nucleotides. RefSeq lists its product as uncharacterized. The transcript is spliced from 8 exons. Gene Ontology annotation, biological process: defense response to fungus. The record is from RefSeq and is a predicted model, not a curated record. Gene Ontology annotation, molecular function: ADP binding. NCBI's taxonomy places the organism in Eukaryota, Metazoa, Mollusca, Bivalvia, Myida, Dreissenidae. The coding region runs from base 132 to 1019 and encodes 295 amino acids.